AUGGCGGAAGCACACCAGGCGGUAGCUUUCCAGUUCACUGUGACCCCGGAUGGGGUCGACUUCCGGCUUAGUCGGGAAGCUCUGAGACACAUCUACCUGUCCGGAAUCAACUCCUGGAAGAAACGCCUUAUUCGCAUAAAGAAUGGCAUCCUUAGGGGUGUGUACCCUGGCAGCCCCACCAGCUGGCUGGUUAUUGUCAUGGCAACGGUUGGUUCCAACUACUGCAAGGUGGACAUCUCCAUGGGGCUGGUCGAAUGCAUCCAGAGAUACCUCCCUGGCAGGUAUGGCCCUUAUGGGACCCCACAGACCCAGGAACUUCUCAGCAUGGUCAUCUUCUCCACCGGGAUCUGGGCAACAGGCAUUUUCGUAUUCCGACAAACCCUGAAGCUGCUGCUUUCCUACCACGGAUGGAUGUUCGAGAUGCACAGCAAGACCAGCCAUGCCACCAAGAUCUGGGCUAUCUGUGUUCGCCUUCUGUCCAGCCGGCGGCCCAUGCUCUACAGCUUCCAAACAUCUCUGCCGAAGCUUCCUGUGCCCAGCGUGCCAGCCACCAUUCAUCGGUACCUGGAUUCUGUGCGGCCCUUAUUGGAUGAAGAAGAAUAUUACCGCAUGGAGACACUGGCCAAAGAAUUCCAGAACAACACUGCCCCCAGGCUGCAGAAAUACCUGGUACUCAAGUCAUGGUGGGCAACUAACUAUGUGAGCGACUGGUGGGAAGAGUACGUCUACCUCCGAGGCAGGAACCCCAUCAUGGUGAACAGCAACUAUUAUGCCAUGGAUUUUGUGCUUAUCCGGAACACAAACGUGCAAGCAGCACGUUUGGGAAAUGCCGUUCACGCCAUGAUCAUGUAUCGCCGCAAACUGGACCGUGAAGAGAUCAAACCUGUGAUGGCGCUGGGCAUGGUGCCCAUGUGCUCCUACCAGAUGGAGAGGAUGUUCAACACUACACGCAUCCCAGGCAAGGAAACAGAUGUGCUGCAACACCUGUCAGAGAGCAGGCACGUGGCUGUCUACCACAAAGGCCGCUUCUUCAAAGUGUGGCUCUACGAGGGCUCUCGCCUGCUCAAGCCUCGAGACCUAGAGCUGCAGUUCCAGAGGAUCCUGGAUGACCCUUCCCCGCCUCAGCCUGGGGAGGAGAAACUGGCAGCCCUCACUGCAGGAGGAAGGGUAGAGUGGGCACAGGCACGUCGGACCUUCUUUAGCUCUGGCCGAAACAGAACUUCUCUGGAUAUCAUUGAGCGUGCUGCUUUCUUUGUGGCCCUGGAUGAAGAGCCCCACGGCUACAACCCUGAUGAGGAGAACAGUCUAAGCCUUUACGGCAAAGCCUUGCUUCAUGGUAACUGCUACAACAGGUGGUUCGACAAAUCUUUCACUCUUAUUUCCUUCAAGAAUGGCACAUUGGGCCUCAACACAGAGCAUUCAUGGGCAGAUGCCCCCAUCAUUGGGCACCUCUGGGAGUUUGUCCUGGGCACUGAUACCUUUCACCUGGGUUACUCGGAGACUGGGCACUGCAUGGGUGAGCCAAACAUGAAAUUGACCCCUCCUCAGCGGCUGCAGUGGGACAUUCCUGAGCAGUGCCGGGAAGCCAUCGAGAAUUCGUACCAGGUGGCCAAGGCACUGGCUGACGAUGUGGAGUUGUAUUGCUUCCAGUUCUUACCCUUUGGCAAAGGCCUCAUCAAGAAGUGUCGGACCAGCCCUGACGCUUUCGUGCAGAUUGCCCUGCAGCUGGCUCAUUUCCGGGACAAAGGCAAGUUCUGCCUGACAUAUGAGGCCUCAAUGACACGAAUGUUCCGAGAGGGGCGGACUGAGACUGUGCGUUCCUGUACCAGUGAGUCCACAGCCUUUGUGCAGGCCAUGGUGAAGGGGUCCCAUACGAAAGAAGACCUCCAGGCUCUCUUCCGGAAGGCUUCGGAAAAACACCAAAACAUGUACCGCCUGGCCAUGACAGGGGCAGGGAUCGACAGGCAUCUCUUCUGCCUUUAUAUCGUCUCCAAGUACUUAGGGGUUAGCUCUCCUUUCCUGGCUGAGGUGCUUUCAGAACCCUGGAGCCUCUCCACAAGCCAGAUUCCUCAGUCCCAGAUCCGCAUGUUUGAUCCCAAUCAAUACCCUAAUCACCUGGGUGCUGGAGGUGGCUUUGGCCCUGUGGCAGAUGAUGGUUAUGGGGUUUCUUACAUGAUCGCAGGUGAAAAUACUAUGUUCUUCCAUGUUUCCAGCAAGUUCUCAAGUUCUGAGACGAAUUCUCAACGCUUUGGGAACCACAUCCGCCAAGCACUGUCGGACAUCGCUGAUCUUUUCAAAGUUACCAAGGCUGAAAGCUGAGGACAGGAGAGAGCAGCUGCCCUUUUGUCCCCACCUGGUGGAGGAAGAGGCCUGUGGCCAGUUCAUAGGCAUAAGGGGCAGCGUGCACACGUGCCCAGUUCUGCAAACAGCUCUGGUGGCAGGAGCUCCCCAGGCACACACUGCUCCUUUGGGGCCCAGCUGGAGGUGGGACUGGAGCAGCGCCGCAAUUUUGAUUUUUUUUUUUGUCUUGGUAGAUGCUAAUAAAAAAAUAAGGCUAUAUAAUUCUCUCUCAGCCCUUAGGUGCCUAUGUUUUGUUAGAGAACUGUAAGGCCCUCUUCCUGCCCCCCUCAGGCUAGAAUGGUGGAAAUGGGAGAGCUAGGAGAAUGUUCAUGGGGACGUUUACCUGCUUUGAAAUAUGUGCCUUCCCAGAACAAUGCAGGCUUUGACAGUGCGCCCCACCCCCUCGCGUGCACUUGGAAUAAAUCCUUGCUUUAGAA
Molecule: messenger RNA, 2777 nt
Organism: Mesocricetus auratus (golden hamster)
Lineage: Eukaryota; Metazoa; Chordata; Mammalia; Rodentia; Cricetidae
Gene: Cpt1b
Product: carnitine palmitoyltransferase 1B
Exons: 18
Coding region: 1-2319 (772 amino acids)
Biological process (GO): carnitine metabolic process; fatty acid metabolic process
Cellular component (GO): mitochondrion
Molecular function (GO): carnitine O-palmitoyltransferase activity
Source: RefSeq, a predicted model, not a curated record